UCUCUGUCGUCAUUGCCAGACAGUUUGUGAUGUUAAAUGUUGCUUAAUUACAUUAUUACUACGGAUGAUCGCGGUGUGGAACAGUGGAAGCACCAUUAUUUCGUGCCUCGCGGUAAUGUGUGUGCUGUGAAGAGGGAAUAUUUUCAGUUUGAUUAAUCAAUGCAGUGGGUUUGUAAGCUGGGCAAGAGUGGAAAAUGAACUUUUACACAUGGCUGUAUCAAGUUGCAAUUUAGGAAGGAAAUUAAAGACACUGACAAAGAAUAUUUAAGACAGUCGGUCUGUAAUGUUGAGUGAAGAAUCACGUGCAAACCUCGGAUUCUAGGAACACUCGACACAAAGGAAUUUUGAAAAUAUUGCAUCACUGAACAAGGACCAAUCACGCGUGAAUAACAUGGUGGCAAGCUCUUAGUAGUCUGAUGGAACCAGUAACGUAUGAUGUCAGUCUAGCCAAAAACAACGGAGAGCAGAUAAAGAAGACAAAGGAGUAACUUUUGAAUAUUAGCUUUGCGACGAAAAUUGAUAAUGUUAUGAUGAAAACGGUCACAGACUACAAUGGGAUCUAUCCAAAAAUCAUGGAGAUGUGCAAAUCGCAAAAACCUGCGGAUGCCGUCAGGAAGAGGAGGAGAGACAUUUCCUUGUUGAUUAGUAAGGUUGUGUUCAUGAAAGGUUCUCGACGGUUUUUAGCAGUCGUCCCUAGUAAUGGUCCACUUCAGCAGCCUUGACAAAAGGUUUAACGGCCGAAGAGCUGUCCCCAUCACUCUGCUGAUUGGAAGGGAUUCGCCUGGGAAGUUUUCCUAUGUAGAUUUCCGUCGGAAUCGGUGUUCACUGUUGGCGCGUCGUUCUCAACUGACUGAAGAAGAUGCCUCUGCAAGGAAAGGAAGGAAGGAUUAACCGGAAAAGGUUACCGGAGUCUCGACCCCACAGAAACCACCGCCACCCAGAACAUCAGGCUGACCUCACUGACCUGGGCAGGACUUCCCGGAAAAGAAACGUGAAUCGGUGUUACAUCGAGAAAAUCGGUUUCAAUCAGGAAGUUGCUGGUAAACUUUACUGGGAUUUGAAACCAUUGGCCGUGUAUCCCCUCACCAGCCACAGAAUGUCAGAGCCUGUAAGGAAAAGGAUACACUCGAGUGAUUCUGAUGAAGACAGAGGGGUCACUGCGGCUGCAGAGAACGGGGCCAGAUGCUGCGAGUUGCUUGAUUUAGAUGCAGAAUCCAGCGAAACAUCGCAAGGCAGUCAUGAAGAAUCCAGAGAGUGUGAAAUUCUCCGUCAGAAAUUAGUUUCAGAUAUGUUCAGCAAGUUAUGCCGAUUGAGCCAAGCCAAAUCUCCUCUCAAAAUAGUCAGAGCCAGUCAACAGUAUAUGUAUGAUGAUUCGAACGCAGAAUAUUUGGAUUGCAUCAAUUCCGUCGCUCAUGUUGGACACUGCCAUCCAGUGGUUGUUGAUGCCCUCUCUUAUGCACUCAGCUCUAAUGUGGCUGUCUGCGGUUGGGAGAUUGAUCGUGGGAACUUACAGUACACAACUAGACUUAAACAGACUUUUCCUAGUAAUUAUGACACUGUCCUCUUUUGCAAUUCUGGAUCUGAAGCAGUGGAUCUUUCUGUUCAGAUAGCAAGGCUUUACACAUGUGGUACAGAUGUAGUUGUGGUAGAUAAUGCUUUCCAUGGCUCUCUUGAUUCUGUGUUUCCACUAUCACGCAAAGUGUCUCGAGAGGAAGUAGAAUGGGUUCAUGUAGUUCCAUUGCCUGACUUGUAUCGUGGUGUUUAUCAGUCUGAUGAUCCAGAUGCAGUUGAUAAGUACCUUACUGAUACUCAUGAACAACUCAACAAAGUUCAAAGAAAUGGCAAAAAGAUUGCAUGCUUCGUUGCAGAGCCAAUGUUGACUAUACCUGGUAUCAUCAUACCACCAAGUACUUGGCUUCAAGAAAUGUAUAAGAUGGUACGAGAAUGUGGUGGCCUGUGUAUUGCAGAUGAGGUUCAGACAGGUCUAGGUCGCGUAGGCUCACACUUCUGGUCAUUCUUAGCCCAAGAUGUUGCCCCUGAUAUUAUUAUUAUUGGUAAACCUCUAGGAAAUGGUUAUCCCAUGGCCGCUGUUGUAACAUCAAGAGAUAUCGCUGCAGUUUUGGGUGACCGUAUUAAAGAAUACCAAUGUACAACAGCAAUGGAUGCUAUUGGGUGUGCAGUUUUAGAUAUUACUGAGCAGAACCAGCUUAUGAAUAUGGCAGCAAGUGUUGGAGAAUUCUUGCUUGAUCAACUAAAUAACCUUAAAAAGAAGUAUGAAUAUAUAGGAGAUGUUCGAGGAAAAGGUUUAGUAUUUGGGAUUGAAAUUGUAUGGAGCAAACGCAGCAAAAAACCCUCACGAGAUAUAGCUGAACAAAUUGUUCAUAGAAUGAAAGAAGAAAACGUUUUGUUGGCCAAUGAAGGAUUCCAUCGAAACAUCCUUAUGCUUAUUCCACCCAUGUGUUUUUCAGCAGAAAAUGCCUUGGCUCUCACUCAGAAGUUAGACAAGGUUUUAGCAGAAUUGCCAACUACAAACAUAGUGAAGGAUCUUGUUACAGGUCUUCCAACAAUAUCUGUGGAGUCAGAAACAAGAGAUGUUCGAUUAGGAAUUUUUCAACCACAAGAGGAGGAGGAGGAUGAUAACUUAUCAUCAGUGCAGGAUAACAUGGACCUACAAUAUGCUCAACAUUGUUACCAGGAUCUUGAUUGAAAAUGUCAGUGUAAAUAUGUGUUUGCAAAUUAUUAAACUUGUCUUUUCAUUUUCUAAUCAUUUUCCAUUUCAUUCAUAUCAUAGAGAUUUAUACUUGUAAACAAUCAGAAAAAAACUGGGUGCAGCAAUAUUUGUUUAGUGCUCAUUUGGUAAAAAUAUUUUUUCAUUCCUGUCAUUGGACAUUUCAUAUUGUGUACAAUAAGAUUCAUUUCAUUAAAAAAUCAUAGCUAUCAUGUCUUUGUUCAUCUGUUUCCAUUAAACUCACUCUAAUUGGGUGAAUUAAGACCUACCAAUCAACCAGAUAUUCACUUUUUUAUCAUUCUUAUUUCACUUUUGAAUAGUAAAGAAAAACUAAGGUGAUAGAAAAUAAGUUUUACAAUUUAAAAUAACAUUCAUGAAUUUUGUUCAUUUGUUGAACUUCUUAUUAAAUACAUUACUCAGACUAAUUUUAUUUCUCAAAGAUCAAGUGGCAUGGCUUUAACAUCUUCCACUAAUAAAUUUUAAAAUACUUAUUCUAAAGACAAAUUUGCCCCAUACCAUCAACUAGGGUUGGUUACACCUUGUUUGAUUAUGAAGCAUGGUGACCACUUCCUUUCUGCUUGUUAACUUUACUAAACAAGCUGAUCUUUUGCUUAAUGACCAUUACCUAAGGUAUGAAGUUAUUUAUAAGAUGCCCAGAAAUUACCUUCAGGAGCAGGAUAAAUGGAUGUCAUGAACAUAAAAAAUAAUAACUCAUACGAGAACAGUAAGAAAAAACCAACUACUAGCUAUUUAAGCAUUUUUAAUUAAGAUAUGUUGCUGUGCUAACUUCAAGUAAACCCAUAACUAUGUCUCCCAUUAGGCAUUACACAAAUAAUGUGAAAAAGGCAUCCACCAGUACUACCAAAAAUCUCAGCUAGAAGGAAGUUUUAAAUAUUUUAUUAAAGUUGAUUUUGAAUAUUUUAUUAAAGUUGGUUCUUCAAAGUGUACAGCAUAUUGGCAGUUUUAAUUAGUAUUGUAAUUGUUUUGGUGAUAUCUAUCGCCUAAAGACUGAAUAGAAUCUUAUUAUUUUUGAAGCAUAUGGUAGAUUCAACAAUAUUUUGAAGUGAGACCUAAUCCUUUUUUAAAAAUGCAUUGAAAUACUUUUUAAAAAAUAUUGUAUAUUUCCAGAUACUUUUUGCUUGAAAUGGAUUAAUCAUAAACCUCUACUAUGCCAAGAAAGUAAAUUUAAAUACCACAUGAAUUAUGGCAAUUAAUCUCAUUGGUAUGGCACUAAUGAACCAACGUAAGUGACAUUACUAUAAAAAAAUAUAAGUUCCAUUAAUAUAAACAGAAAUAAUAAAAAUUAAACUCAAAACACUUUGUGUACAAACAAGAACUCAUGUUGGUCUAAUGUGGUGGUGCACAAAAAACAUUUUGCAAACUUACUUUAUAUACACCUAUUGGUUCUAUAUGCACUGGAAUUUGGCUUCCCUUACAAGUGAAAUGUUAAUACAUCAGAAAUAAAGCCUACCUACAUUGCCUCACAAGCUAUCACAAAGUUCCCUAAUGGAAAUGCACUCUAUAUUCUACCUGGAUCCAAACAACUUCCCAGGGCUGUCAUGAACUUCGUUGUUCUACCUGUUAGCCGAGAGGCUACAAUGCCAUGCCUACCGUUUAUAGAAUAUUACUACAUCAACUGUGCCAAUACAUUUGAGAAAGCAAAAUAACUUAUUUUUACAGUUUUUCUAUUUUAUGGAGUUUCACUGAAGAAAUAUUGCUUGAACCACUCUUUUAAUUUCUUUGAUUUAUAUAUAUUUUAGACUAAUAUUGAAUGGAAUCUGAAUAUCUGCAUAUGUUUAUUUUUGGUUUCCUAUCACAACUUUGUGCUAAGAGUAAGAUGCGAUAUUUCAAUAAAAAAAAAAGAAGACUAAAAA
Messenger RNA from Macrobrachium nipponense, 4602 nucleotides. Its product is annotated as 5-phosphohydroxy-L-lysine phospho-lyase-like. Bases 860 to 2707 code for a protein of 615 amino acids. NCBI's taxonomy places the organism in Eukaryota, Metazoa, Arthropoda, Malacostraca, Decapoda, Palaemonidae. Gene Ontology annotation, molecular function: pyridoxal phosphate binding; transaminase activity. The record is from RefSeq and is a predicted model, not a curated record. The transcript has 14 exons.